Messenger RNA from Kwoniella botswanensis, 1164 nucleotides. RefSeq lists its product as uncharacterized. NCBI's taxonomy places the organism in Eukaryota, Fungi, Basidiomycota, Tremellomycetes, Tremellales, Cryptococcaceae. The transcript has 6 exons. The record is from RefSeq and is a predicted model, not a curated record. Bases 1 to 1164 code for a protein of 387 amino acids.
AUGGCCCCUAUCAAACACCAUGAUACCCUCGUGUUACACAAACAUCGAUCACCUCAUCCAUUCUUUACUCCAACCUAUCUCUCAUUUAUAGAUCCCCAUACAGGCGAGCGAAAGGGCAGUUGGUCAUCUAGAAGAGCGAGGAAAGGUAGAUAUUCACCUAAAUCACAUACUAUACAUUAUGCUGGACCCGGUUUUUCGUCCAAAGAUGAGGGAGAGGGAUUAGGGGAAAUACGGAAGAUCGAAAGUCUGACGACUGGGAGAAUAAAAAGGGAAGAAAGUAAAUUCAAGCCUCAUUUAAAGGCGGAUGUAUCGUUCUGGUUAGCUGUGAGCUUUACGCUAGGGUCGAUGGUAUGGGUUGUGAAUGGUUACCUCGUAUGGUUCCCCAUCAUCAGACCAUCCCUAGAUACCGAACCAUUCUCAAAGACAGCCGCAGCAACAGCUUUCCUUGGUGGCUCGAUUUUUGAAAUCGGAGCGUAUCUCGGCGUAGUAGAAGUAUUAGAUAGAGGCAGAGAAAUAAAUUUCGGUACUGCCCUUGGCAAAUUAUUGAAUCAUCGGAGAUCCGUACCGAGACAAACGGGUUUGAAAUUGGAUGAAAUCAAGUCAAGAUCGCAUUCAGCAAGUACACCUCCGUCUACAAGUGAUUCUGGCGAUGAUGGAGACGGGGACGAAAGUUGGUUGAGUGAUAAGAAGGGGUUUAUAUGGUGGGGGAAACCUAUGUGGCAUGAUAUGGGUUAUUUAGCUGCAAUAGUACAGUUGUUCGCUGCUACGAUAUUUUGGGUAUCGACAUUGACCGGCCUACCUGGAGUAAUACCUGGUUUCGCAGAUGGAGGUGGAUCACAAUCUAUCAUUGAUAUCUUCUUCUGGACUCCGCAGGUCAUAGGUGGUACAGGUUUUAUAGUAUCUUCACUAAUAUUGAUGGUAGAAGUACAAAAGAAAUGGUGGUUACCCAAUCUUCUCGAGAUAGGUUGGUGGGUCGGUCUGUGGAACCUCAUCGGUGCGAUUGGAUUCAUGCUAUGCGGAGCUUUAGGGUACGCCUCCUCAAGUUCUAAAGCAGAAUACCAAUCUGGUCUAGCGACAUUUUGGGGCAGUUGGGCAUUCCUUUUGGGUAGUUUUUGUCAGGUAUGGGAGGUGAUCUGGAGGGAACCGAGUGACAAGGAUACAUAG